AUUGACUGCUCUCGGGCUGUAUUAGUCGAAUUUUGGCAACGACAGUCGUCGCAACAGUGAAAAAUCAACUUAUCUAAAAUUGAGAUAUACUUGGACAUAUGUCUAGACGUAUAUCUUUGACAAGUGAUUUUGCGAUUAUUCGAGUCUCUGAACCCUUUUUUUUUUACGUGCUUCGAAUAUAUUUAUAUAUAUAGACAUAAGUAAUCUUGUGCCAUGGAUAAUCCGGGCUAUGUGAUAGAUUGUGAUCGCGAGUUCGACACUGCGGUGAGCAAGCGCAAGUCGUUGGACACACGCGAAUACAGCUUCGAGGAGGCCAUCACGUUGACGGGCCACGGACUUUUCCAUCUGAAGCUGUUGCUCGUCAGCGGGCUCUGCUUCAUGGCCGUCAUGGUGGAGAUAAUGGGCGUUAGCCUGAUCAUGCCCCUGGUCAAAUGCGACCUGCAGGCCACGCUGGAUCAGCAGGGCAUACUCGCCUCGGCCGGAUUUCUGGGCGUUGUGCUCAGCUCCCAUGCCGUGGGCUUUCUGGCCGAUACCUGGGGUCGCGUCACGACGUUGCGCUUAGCGAUGCUCCUAAGCGCCAUCACCUCGAUCAUUUCGGCCUUUUCGGUGAACAUCUGGAUGCUGAUCGCCUUCCGUUUCCUGACGGGCUUCUUCAUCUCCGGCGGACAGGCGUGCGUGUUCAGUCUGUGCGGCGAGUUCCAUGGCAACCGAACACGAGUUCGACAUGUCACGCUGCUCUCCUGCUUCUUGUGCAUUGCCAUAAUGUUUGCACCAGCAAUGGCCAUCGGCAUCCUGCCCCUAGAGUUGAGUGGCUCGAUGCUGGGCGUGAACGUAGCCUCGUGGCGCUUGUUCCUCAUCGCUGACGUCUCCGUUGCGCUGCUGGCCUUUGUUGGUCUGCUGACGGUGCCCGAGACGCCCAAGUAUUUGUUGGUUCACGGACGCACCGAUGAGGCGCUGGAGACGCUGCGCAAGAUUUACGUUUACAAUUCGGGCCGGCCCGCCAGCGAAUAUCCCGUGGAGUGCCUGGCCCCGGAGGUCGGCGGCGCCAGCCUGUCCAAUGUGCACAGCGUCUGUGACGCGCUGCGUCUCAUUUGGCAGCAGACGGUGCCGCUGUUCCAUCGCUCUCGCGUCUUCCACACGCUCAACAUCUGCGGCAUGCAGUUCGUCAUCUAUGGCAUCGCCCAGGGCAUCUUCAUGUGGUUCCCCACCAUACUCAACGAACUGGGCGAGGAGAGCUCCCACGGCGCACUCCUCUGCACCGUCCUGCAGAACUUCAAUACCGAACCGGAUCCCGCCGAGAAUGGCACCUGCGCCAUGAAGGCUGACGUCAGUACCUACCUGGUGAUGAUCACCAUUGGAGCCGCCUUCACGGUCAUCUAUUUAAUCUUCGCCUACACCAUCGAUAUGAUUGGCAAGCGGAACCUAUUGAUGGCCUGGAUGGUGCUGACAGUCGUGUGCUUGGCUCUGCUCCAUUGGCUACGGGAAUUCAUCCUGAUAGUGAUUGCGGUGACCCUGGCCAUGGCCAUUGGCAACUGCGGGGGACUGGUCAGCACCAUCGCCAUGGACUUCUAUCCGACGCAGAUCAAUGCGAUGGGCAUGUGCUUCAUCAUGAUGGUGGGCCGACUCGGCGCUGUGGUGGGCAGCAAUGUGCUGGGCAAUUUGCUGUUUAGCAGCUGCGACGCCACCUUCUGGACACUGCUCGGCUUCGUGGUCGUUCUUACCGUCAUGGCAUACUUUCUACCGGAGCAGACCAAGUCCAAGGCCAAACGGCAAUCCUCAGCUGCCAACGGGCAGGAAAUUAGCUCUAAGUAACUGUAGCCCCUACUAUCUAGCUCUAUGUGGUUCUACGUUUUGUAUUAAGCAAAUAGAAGAAGAAGAGACAAACGAAGCGACAAAAAAAAACAAAACAAAACAAAACAAAGACAAAAACUGGAUGAAUUCUACAAGGAACGGGAACGUCAAUGGGAGCGACUAUGGCAAUAACCAAUGGGAACGGGAAUGGGAAUUGGAAUGGGCACGGGAGCGGGAACGGGAACGGGAACGGGAACGGGAACGAGAGCAAUUGCAUUGGAAAUGGAUUAAGUAAAUGUUUGUCCUCAUUUCUAUACUUGUUGUUCUUGUUAUACCCUGUAGAGAGCAUGUGCAAGCAGCUGGGGUAUGCUCGUCUAAUUGAAACUCAUUGUUCAGGACGUCAAUUUGAGUAUCGGAUGUGAUUAGAGCUGGCUUAUAGCGCUGUUUUAGUAUUCUUCAGUAUUUAAUAUUAUAAUAUAAACAAUUUUUAGUAGUUCUUCAGAAUUUUGUGAUUUCUGAAAGAAAAUGGAAGACAACAAAAAAUCAUAUUAGAAUUAUAUAUAAUUAUUACUAUACUGUAAGACAUAUUUUU
This is a messenger RNA of Drosophila mojavensis, 2383 nucleotides long. Its product is annotated as synaptic vesicle 2-related protein. Gene Ontology annotation, molecular function: transmembrane transporter activity. Lineage: Eukaryota; Metazoa; Arthropoda; Insecta; Diptera; Drosophilidae. Bases 214 to 1812 code for a protein of 532 amino acids. The transcript is spliced from 4 exons. Gene Ontology annotation, biological process: transmembrane transport. The record is from RefSeq and is a predicted model, not a curated record.